CGUGUGUUUCUCUCGUGUGGCAGAAAGGCCCUUUUUUCUCGUCAAAUCUCCUGAUUUGGUUGGCAGAUCGUGGCAACCGCAGCUGUCGCCCGUGACUGGCUUGAGAAUUUCGCGUGUUAAGCUCCUCUCGCCAUCAUGUACAAUCCCUAUCAAGCGCCGGGUGUCUAUGGCCGCCCCCCUGAUUAUGGAAGCUACCCCGGAGCGCCUCCAGGAAUGGCACCACCUCCAGGCAUGUCGGCUCCUGGUACAGCACCUCCCCCGGGCAUGCAGCAAGCGAACGCACCCCAGCAACCGGGUCGACCUGGGGGGUUCCCGCCCAACUUUCAACCUCCUCCGAACAUGCCGAACAUCAACUUCUCCGCGCCUGUGAUUCGAUUGGGAACCUCUGGUCCGGCGAAGCCUGUCGCGGCAGAGGGCAUUAAGGAGCGCGGCGGGGAAACAACGGGACGACGGACGGGCUUAGGCUCUGCAAACAUGGAUAUGCAGCGGCAGAAUGUUCGGGAGUCGAUGAUGCAACUUCAACCGCCCACCAAGGAUGAGGUUGUCAAAACCAUCUUUAUCGGGGGCAUCACCGAGGGUACGGGAGGUGACGAAGGUGUUGAGAGGAUCCUGCGAUGUGCAGGAAAACUGAGGCGCUGGAUUCGGGCCACAGAUGCGGAUGAGAAGCCAUGCAAAUUUGGUUUUGCAGAGUACGAGGACCCUGAAAGCCUAGGUACCGCGGUUGAAGUGCUAAAGGACGUGGAAGUGCCUGUGAAGAGACAGACGCCGUCCGAAGAGGGUGAUGAGAAAGAUGGCGAGAUCGAAAAGAGCACUCUAUUGGUGAUUGUGGAUGAGGGCUCUCUUACCUAUUUAGAGCAAUUUGAGGCCACCAGAGGCGAACAAGAUCCCGUUGAGCUCCAGGCUCGCUUGGACACUGCCAGGAAGAAUUUGGCCGACGUUUUAUCCAAUCUCUUCCACCCUGUUUCCCCUACUCUGAAGGUCGACUCUUCUACCAUCGACCGCGAAGGCGAUAUCUCUAUGAAAGACGCGGAAGGCCAGGCCGAUGGGAAUGCGGAAGUGGUGACCAUUCCAAUUACCAUCGAGGAUGAGCUUUCUGAUAUUCCCGCGGAGAUGCGUGAGACGGUGGCGAAGGAAAUCGCAGCGUUCCGGGAACGCAGUAACCGCAGAGAUAUCGAACGCAUGAAGAGGGAAGAAGAAAUCGAGGCAAUGGAGAGAGCCAGGAAUGCCGGUCCCCGCCACAGCAGACUCGCUUCGCCUCCACCAACGGCACCCAGUGGCCCUGCUGCGGGUGCAAACGGGAUUCCCCUGGGACCCCGUGAUCGCGGAGUUCCAAAUGCGCCCUCUGGACCCAAAGGAUUUGGGGUGCAGAUACCCAAGGACUACCAGAAAGGGGUUUCUUUUGUUAACGGCGGCGGCGCCAACGGGGCGACGACCGCGUGGAUCGACCGUGAGGACGAAGAUACCGACGCCAGUGACGAUGAGCUUGAACGGCGGCGCCAGGAGAAGAGAAAGGCAGAGGCUGAAAAGCAGUUCCUCGACCAAGAGCGCCGCUGGCUCAAUCGGGAACGAAGCAGGACUGCUGCUAUUGAGAGAGAACAGAAGCGCGACCAAGAAGACGACGCCAAAGCCGCAGAAGCCGCGGAGGAUAUGGACAAGCGCCUCCGGGAAUGGAACGACGACAUCGAAAGCGGCCGCAAGGUGGAGGACUACUACAAUGACCGCGGUGCUUGGCUGCGGAGCCGAGCCGCCUUCCGAAGCCGCGAGAUCAGCCUGGACGAUGCCGACCGCAGCGCCGAGGAACGGGAGCGGGCCCGUUCCGCCCAGCAGCGCGAACAGGCACGCGGCAUGGCGGACGACUUCCUCUCCCGACAGGCCGAGGAGCUCGAGGCCCGCAGCCAGGCUCCCCGAGAACCGCAACGCUUCAAGCUCUCCCUCGGAGCUGCCGCCCAGAAGGCCCAGGCCGCCACGACGCGCCGCACGGUCGCCGAAGUGGAGGGUUUGCUGGAGGAUGAAGAGGAGCCCGAGGCCACCACGAAACGACAGCUGGUGCCGAUCAAGUUUGACAGCGCUGCGGAAGCCGCUGGGCUCACGGACGAAGAGCGGGCGCAAGCCGCCAGACAGCUUGCCGCCGAGAUUCCCGCCGACAAGGACGGCCUGUGGCAGUGGGAAGUCAAAUGGGAGUUUGUCGAUGAGACCGUCCUGCGCGACCAGCUCAAGCCUUUUGUGGAGAAGAAGAUCGUCGAGUAUCUGGGUGUCCAGGAGCAGAUGCUGGUCGACGUGGUCGAGGAACAUGUGCGCAAGCAUGGAUCUCCUCAAGACCUGGUGGAACAGCUGGAAGAGGCGCUUGAUGAAGAGGCCGAGGUCCUUGUGCGCAAGCUUUGGCGGAUGAUCAUUUUCUUCUCCGAGAGCGAGAAACGAGGGCUGUCCGCAUAAGAUGCCUGUGAUUCUCCAUCAUGGAAGUGAAAGUUGCCGCCUUUGAGUGUUUAUUUAAUAUCUAGCAAGCAUGUGUACACUAGUUCAGCUGGUCAUCUACUCGUAGUUACCUCCUAACAGUCUACUACUAUUCUAAGAACCUAGCCUCUAUCAAGUCUGUUAACAGAGUAGGUAGCCAGAUAACUAGAUGUCUCUCA
Messenger RNA from Penicilliopsis zonata CBS 506.65, 2630 nucleotides. RefSeq lists its product as hypothetical. Gene Ontology annotation, molecular function: mRNA binding. The record is from RefSeq and is a predicted model, not a curated record. Gene Ontology annotation, biological process: mRNA processing. Lineage: Eukaryota; Fungi; Ascomycota; Eurotiomycetes; Eurotiales; Aspergillaceae. The coding region runs from base 136 to 2433 and encodes 765 amino acids. The transcript has 5 exons. Gene Ontology annotation, cellular component: spliceosomal complex.